Messenger RNA from Manis pentadactyla (Chinese pangolin), 1833 nucleotides. RefSeq names its product PVR related immunoglobulin domain containing (gene PVRIG). The record is from RefSeq and is a predicted model, not a curated record. Bases 66 to 890 code for a protein of 274 amino acids. NCBI's taxonomy places the organism in Eukaryota, Metazoa, Chordata, Mammalia, Pholidota, Manidae. Gene Ontology annotation, molecular function: signaling receptor activity. Gene Ontology annotation, biological process: negative regulation of T cell receptor signaling pathway. Gene Ontology annotation, cellular component: plasma membrane. The transcript is spliced from 4 exons.
CUGGGCAGCGGAGAAUCCCCAGCCCAGCUGCUCCCCAGCCUGCUCACACGUGAAGACUUCCUGUGAUGAGAACAGAAACACAGGUGUUGUCCCCACCGCGACAGCCCCUGGAGCCUGGGCCAGAGGGGACCAUGAACAGGCCCUGGGCCCUGGGCCUGCUCUGGGUGCUGCUGAUGCUCUGCAUCACUGCAGGGACCCCCGAGGUAUGGGUGCAAGUUCACAUGGAAGCCACCAAGUCCCCGUCCCUCACUGUCCGCUGUGGAUUCCUGGGAUCUGGCUCUAUCUCCCUGGUGACUGUGAGCUCCGGGGGGCGUGAUGGUGCUGGAGGGACCAGGCUGGCUGUGUUGCACCCAAAAUUCGGCACGCAGCAGUGGCCACCUGCCCUCCAGGCCCACUGGGAGACCAGGAGCAGCAUCUCCCUCUCGCUGGAGGGAGAUCCUAACAGGGGGAGCCCCAGCCCCAACACCACCUUCUGCUGCAAGUUUGCCUCCUUCCCGGAGGGCUCCCAGGAGGCCUGUGGGUGCCAUGGCCUCAACACAGACCAAGGUGGGGCUAAUGAGGAGAGGCCAGGGAGGGCAGGGAGGGCUCCCGGGCACUGCCGCCCUCUGGUCUGCCUCUCUCUGUGCACAGGGCUCCCCACCCCAACUGCGGCUCCCAUCCUGCGGGCCGACCUGGCCGGGAUCUUGGGGGUCUCCGGGUUCCUCCUCCUCGGCUGUGUCUACCUCCUCCACCUCCUGCAUCGGCAGAGGCAUUGGUCUGUCAUGAAGCUUCAGCCACUCCUCACCAUCCCCCAGACACCAGGACAAGCAAGGGGAGUUGCCCUGGAGCCAUGGACCCACUCUGUGAACUGGGAAUCUAAUGAAGCCGGUCAAGGUAGACAGGGGAGGUAGAGACUGAGUGAUGCGUCCACAAGCCCUGGAUGCCCAGGAUGCUGGAGGCCCCAGAAGCUGCAAGAGGCAGGAAGGAUCCUGCCUGGAGCCUUCACAUAGUGGGACUCUGCUUCCUGGGUCUCAGCCAUCUGCUCACCUCCUAGCAGCUCAGUCAGCAUUGGUCAGAUUGACCAGGAGCUGACAUGCAGCCCCGUGGCACCACAAGGAGGCUGACAGGUGAGGAUGUCACAGUCAUGCGACCAGUGAAACUUGUCGUUAUGACAGAGGCAGAAACUACAGGUGGCAGCCCUGGGCUCAGACUGCUGGGGCAGAUGACGUCCCUCCCUCACUUUUCUCAUCUGUCGAGUGAGGCCAUAACACACUCACCCCCUCCACUGCAGGGUCUGAGCGAGGACAGGAGGUGACACAGACACACUGCACAGGCCUGGGAAGUUGUAUGGAUUGUCAUCUUCUGACAUGACCUGUACAAUCCUCCCCAUCUUCCCAGAACUCUGCUCAGCACGGAAGGCCCAGCUCUCUGCCGGUGACAGGCACCCAAAGCUCCCUGAGCCUGGGCCCGGUCAGUCCCCAGGCACCUCCCUGGGAAGCUGGAGGACAACACAGAGGGGCCCUCGGCUACUAAGGGCCCAGAGCAGCACCAACUGCCACCCCUGCUGGGACGUGGUCGGGAGCCCAUGCUCUGGGCUCAGACCCAACCGCAGGUUUACUGGCAACAUGACCUCGGUGAAGUUAUAACUCACUCGGGACCUCAGUUUCCUCUUGCUUAAAACAGCACUGUGACACACCCUGUCUACGACGUCCUGGGGAUUGGGAGAGUCAAAUGCUAUGUAAAAAUAUCCCCUGCGUUUGCUUUAAUCGGGUUUGGUAAGAUGCAGACCAGAAAUGACAGGCAUGAAGGAAGCAGUUCCUACUCUCAGAUCCUGAGAAAUAGCAGGCCAGGUGC